UAUGCGAUUGCGACAUAUGGAGACUCGACCACCAAAGAUAUACGGAACAAAGGCGAGAAUGAGAGUGUGGCAAUUGAAGGCACAAAAAGAUGCUGGCGAAUUCAGUCUAGGCCAGAUUUGGCUCGUUUGUCCCCAUAUAUAUCUGGACGACCAGCCAAGGGUUUUUAAUUUCUGGACGAGAGAUGCAUACAAGAUCCAUAAGUGUUACAAUCUCCACCACUGUCCAGGAUUUAUUAAGACCAGCCAAAAAGUUUUUAUUGGGGGUGCUAUUUCCCCAAUGUCAAUAUUCCCAGGCGCUCAGACUGAAUUAACUAUCCAAAUAUGGAAGGACUCGAAGCUCAGACUUUGGCGGUUGGGUGUCUGGUUUAGCAACAGCACAGUUGUUGAGUCAGUUGGGUAUUGGCUGACAAAGAUAUUCACCCAACUAAUCGAGUACGCAGAGGAGGUGCAGUGGUGCGGUGAAAUUACAAAUGGGAACAUCUCCCGCCAGCACACCACAACCCAGAUGGGAUCUGGAUAUUUUCCAGACAGCGGCUUUUGUACAGCCGCCUACAUGUGCGAUCUUGAAAUCGCAGGAAUCAUAGGUGAUUUCCAGCCAGUCUACGACCUCAGGUUAAGAGCAACUAACCCCAAAUAUUACAAUGUCAAAAAGGUGAACGAUACUUGUUUCUUCUUUGGCGGGCCAGAGUACGCGAGAGGUGUUAGUUUUAGAGUGGAGUUAGUGAUUCUACAUUUUAUUUUCCUCUUUUACUUCUUGGCUUAUAUAAUC
Molecule: messenger RNA, 769 nt
Organism: Thlaspi arvense
Lineage: Eukaryota; Viridiplantae; Streptophyta; Magnoliopsida; Brassicales; Brassicaceae
Source: the annotation of a GenBank genome assembly